UAUUGCGCUGCAUGCACGCCUGUAAUCCACAGACCUUGUUUAUUAAUGCGCUGACAUGUCAGUCUGGAAAAAAAAAAACACGCCACCUUUUCAAUCAAACCAGAACUUUUCCAGCGUUCUGUCCUUCACAGUCUGUGACCGGAGCCGGGGAAAAUUACAGCAGUAAACAGAAGAAAAAACAGCCACCGUUUAUAUUUUGGGAAUUGUAGUUUAAACUGUGGGGCUCCUACCGCUCUUGCUAAGCAGUGGUUGCGUUUAAAAAAACUACAAUUCCCACAAAGCCCCAGUGUUCUAAAAUACGCGUUUCAUAACACGCGCACAGCGGGUUAUAGUUUAGCAGCUGCACCUUCUGCAAAACGCCGUGAUAUAAAUUAUUUAAAAAUCUCCAACGACGUGCUGUCUGGGGUCGGUAUAAAAUAGCACACUAACUGGUGUGUUUCUUUCAACACCGGAAAAGGAAAUCCAUGAACACCCAUACAAACCAAAAUGGCUGCGCCUGUUUGUUGAAAUGUGUUAUUUUUGGUCCCCAAACCAAAACACAUGCUGCAGUAAGAUCAUCGCACAUUACCACCACGAAGCUGUAUUACACGACAACGGAUGCAACUCGAACAAAGUGUUCUUUGACUUUUCUUAGGGGGCGAUCUUGGCAGGACUGUAUGAACCUCAACCAUGCCAGUUGUGUGCAGCAGCUGUGAGAAGAAAAACGCCGUCCUGAAGCGGCCCAAGACCGGCUUCUCUCUGUGCAAGGACUGCUUCUUCUGGGCUUUCGAGGAAGAGGUGCACCAAACGAUCUCGUCAGCCAGGCUGUUUACCGCGGGCGAGACCGUCGGGAUCGGGGCGUCAGGCGGCAAGGACUCCACGGUGCUGGCUCACGUCAUGAAGGUCCUCAACGAGCGCUACGGCUACGGCUUGGACUUGAUGCUGCUCUCCGUGGACGAAGGCAUCACCGGCUACCGGGACGACUCUCUGGAGACGGUGAAGCGCAACCAGCAGCAGUACGACCUGCCGCUCAAGAUCGUCUCGUACCAGGAGCUGUACGGCUGGACCAUGGACGCCAUCGUCAAGCAGGUGGGCUUGAAGAACAACUGCACCUUCUGUGGGGUCUUCAGGAGGCAGGCGCUGGACAGGGCAGCCAUGAUGCUCAAAGUGGACAAGAUUUGCACAGGUCACAACGCUGACGACGUAGCCGAGACGGUGCUGAUGAACUUCCUGCGGGGCGACAUUGCGAGGCUGCGCCGUUGCACUGCCAUCACCACGGGGAGCGAGGGGGCCAUCCCCCGCUGCAAGCCGCUCAAGUACGCUUACGAGAAGGAGAUCGUCCUGUACGCCUACUUCAAGAAGCUCGACUACUUCUCCACCGAGUGCGUCUACUCGCCCAACGCCUACCGCGGCCACGCCCGCGCGUUCCUGAAGGACCUGGAGUCCAUCCGGCCGAGCUCCAUCGUGGACAUCAUCCACUCGGGGGAGAACCUGUCCGUGAAGGAGGACGUGAAGAUGCCGGUCCAGGGCAUCUGCUUGCGCUGCGGCUACAUCUCCAGCCAGAAGCUGUGCAAGGCCUGCGUGCUGCUGGAGGGGCUGAACCGGGGGCUGCCCAAGCUGGGCAUCGGGAAGCACCACAAGCUCCACCACAAGCUCCUGGCCCAGGAACCCCUGACAGAGAAGGAGGAGAAGAAACUCAAGGCGGUCGAUUUCUGAGCGGGGCAGUGUUUGUACAUCUUGAACUCGGGGUUGAUUUGAUCCAUUUGUAGCUGUACCAAGUAACCCCCCUGGAUUACAUCACCUACUUAUUUUAGGGGUAAUCUCUGGAUAACCAUGGAUAAGUGGUGGAUGCAAUCUGGGUUGAUUUACCCUGGUGCUGUAAAAUGCUCUAAAAAUUCAACUAUAUGUUGAUCAAAUCAACACCUACUAUAAAUAAUGUAGUUAAAAUGUAUUUGGCAAUCCGAAAGACAGCUAGUCAAAGACUUUUUAUCAUCUUUUAGUAUUGCUAAAUGUUCUACCAUGGCUUUGUAGUUCUGGAGCUUGACCUGUGUAGUGCUGUAUUUAAAAUGUUAAAGUGGUGCAGUGUUGCAGACAGACCAAUACCACAGAAUGGCCGUGCUGUAAUAUGCUUUAUUGUACACUGUCUGGUAUAUGACUAGUUUUAUGGAUACAGAAUCUCACAUUCUAUUGGGGAGAAACAUCAUGAGUAAAAAAAGGAAAUAAAACAAACCACAUUGGAUUAGCAAGAACCCUGCUUCUUAUUGUUUUUAAAACUUUAUUUAAAUAUCAUUGAAAUAAACGAUUUCUACAAAAACCAAA
Messenger RNA from Acipenser ruthenus (sterlet), 2298 nucleotides. Its product is annotated as cytoplasmic tRNA 2-thiolation protein 1-like. NCBI's taxonomy places the organism in Eukaryota, Metazoa, Chordata, Actinopteri, Acipenseriformes, Acipenseridae. The coding region runs from base 670 to 1695 and encodes 341 amino acids. Gene Ontology annotation, molecular function: tRNA binding. Gene Ontology annotation, cellular component: mitochondrion; cytosolic tRNA wobble base thiouridylase complex. Gene Ontology annotation, biological process: tRNA wobble position uridine thiolation. The record is from RefSeq and is a predicted model, not a curated record. The transcript is spliced from 3 exons.